This is a messenger RNA of Bactrocera neohumeralis, 4563 nucleotides long. Its product is annotated as ankyrin-3. The record is from RefSeq and is a predicted model, not a curated record. NCBI's taxonomy places the organism in Eukaryota, Metazoa, Arthropoda, Insecta, Diptera, Tephritidae. The coding region runs from base 244 to 2079 and encodes 611 amino acids. Gene Ontology annotation, molecular function: protein binding. The transcript has 4 exons.
CACUCAGCAUAACAACAUGUGGCAAAGGCAAAGUGCGGUAUAACGGCAUCAAGAAGGCAGUAAUCGUCAGUCUAACAACCGAAGUGUGGGCAUUCAGUUUUUCUUCUAAGUUUGCUUAUUGCAUUUCAUUCUAGAGUUUAUUUUUCGCUUUUUAAUUGCAAUUUAAACAAAUUGCAGAAUAGUUAUAAAACGCAAAAGCAAAAAGCAAAUAUAUAAUAAGUAACGAGGCGAAGGAAAUAUGCAAUGCAUUCACCGAUAAACGCUUUCGAGUUGAAUGAGCGUCUGAUGACCGCAGUACAGACGGGCAACUUCCAUGGCGUGCUCGAUUGUCUGAUGGAGGGUGCCCGGGCAACCAUUGUUUCCACAUCGUGUGGGCGUACAGCUGUUGGCACCGCGGCGCUGGUGGGUGAUGCUGAGAUCCUUGAGCUGUUGAUACAAUCCUGUGAAGAACCUGAUUUGGAUAUAUUUAAUAGAAACCACUCAAACUCAUUUGAAAUGGAAACAGAGUGCACCCCGGACGGCAUGGAUAACCUCGAGUGGGAGGAUGAAUUUAUCGAAAACUGCAACGAUUGUGAGCAGAGUAGUGGAGAGCACGUAGCACAGGAUGCUGAAGAAACUUCCCUCUAUUAUUAUUAUGCCAAAACGUUCGAACGUACCGGUGCCAUUAUCACGCGCAUGGAUGAGCCAUACGCUAUCGCCACAAACUGCGGACACCAGCAAGAUGUACAUCGCGCAGAUGCGCUGCUGAUGACACCGCUACAUUAUGCCGCAGCUUGUGGACACGUAGAAUGUGUGCGUGUACUACUCUCACACGGCGCCACAGUGGAUGCCGUUAAUAGUGACGGUUACACACCAUUACAUGUGGGCGUGGCCUAUGCGGAAGUGGCGCACAUGCUGCUGAAACACGGCGCCAAUCCGAAUUUAAAGACGCUAAACACCGGUGAAACAGCGCUGCAUUUGGCUAUAAGGAAUCAUUCCGUGGCAGUGGCCAAUGUUAUUUUGCAAACAAAUAUGAAUAUCAACGAAACGGAUGACAUCGAUCAGACGCCGCUGAUAUGCGCCAUAGUGGCUAACCUGGACGGUCUUGCGGCGACACUGAUCGAGCGCAGCGCACGCAUCAACCUGCAGGACAAGGAGGGACGCAACGCGCUCUACUACGCGGUGGUGCAGAAUAAUGUGCCGCUCACAGUGCGCUUGUUGCAACGUGGCGCACGGCGCAUCACUUCCCAUUACCUGCUGCACCAUUGCGUACGCUACAGCAUGCGCGAGAUGGCUGAGACCCUAAUCAGCCAUGGCGAUAGCUUGAAUGUGCGCAACAAGGAUGGUCUCACACCCAUUCUGAUUGCGAUACUCAGCCAAAAGAUAGACAUGCUGGAAUUCUUGCUGCGCGUGGCCACGGCGCAACAAUCACAGGGCAACACGAUAGUUGACACCGUCGAAAACGAGUUGCUCAUCGCCGUGCAAUAUAUAGAUACCGUACAGGACUUCAUACCCAUUGCGCGCAUAUUGUUCGCGCAUAGUGAGGGGCGUUGGAUGUGUGCUUCAUUUACAUCGAUGUCGUGGUCGUGUUACAUUCCGUAUUGUCAGACGCCACUGGCGCGCGCUGUUAUGCUCAACAAAUUCGAUAUCGCCGAGUUUUUGGUCAAAGAGGGCGUGGACAUAACACAGGUGUGUGGCGAUCAUGGCAUCAAUCAUUUGCGCGCUACAAAUGCGUCGGGUGCAUUGGAGUUCGCCAAGUUGCUGGUACAUACUGGCUACAAAUUCCCAAUACUGCGUACCGAAUUAGCCAAUAAAUGGACCGACGAGCGACGUCACUUCGAAGUGGAAAUGUUUCGGUUGCGCAGCACACCCUUGUCACUGCAGUCGCUAUGUCGUAUUGUGAUAAGGAAUCAACUUUUAGGCCUGCUCAGUGGUUCGGCCGUGAUGAGACAACGAUACUCAACAACGAAGCGUGAAUCGAGUUUGAGUCGUAUGAUAAGUCUUUUGGGUGUACCAAAGAUACUUCAAAAGUAUUUAUACGAGUUCGAUGACUGCGCGUCUGUGAUGAAAAAUACCUGUAAUGUGGAUGGCGGUGGUUAGCAUGAAAAGUAAGGCUGUUAUAUAGGUAUAAGUGGAUAGUUCGUAAAGUUUUUUUAGGAUUAAGAUAGGAUUUCACACAGUAAUAUUGGGUUGACGAACGAGUAAACUCAGCGUAUGUGUGGUACCCAACUUUAAUAUUACUGAGAGUCAUUAAAUAUGAGUAAAAGGGUUGGAUUGAAGGUACACUUAACCUAAAAAUAAUGUAGAAUGAGUUAAAUGAUCGCUUUUCAAAGUUGAUUACGAAAUAUUAACGUAUUCAUAUAUUGAUAUUGUAAGUUUCAAAACUUACUUCCAGUCAUCAGUUGGUAUUUUUCGAUCAGCAUACGAUAGACUAGGCAUUAUUAAAGCAUGGCGGUUUGAACAGCUCGUCAAUUAGGUUAGGGGUUAGGUUAUAGUCAGACUCAUGAAAAAUUACCAAUUUCAAAUCAUUUUAUUGCCAGUAAAUGAUUUUAUUUUUUAAUUUUAUAGCAUCAUUAUAUAGGGCUUUGACUUGCCUUCCAGAAAUUUUACAAACAAAUUAAUAAUUUUAAAAGUAAUGGCUGUUUGUGUUGCUCCAGCUCCAACAGAAGCUUAUUGAGGUGUCCAUUGCUAAUCCUUGACUAUUCAUCAAAAAUCAAACGCACAAAAAAAUAAUUUUUUUUGAUGGAAAAUCUAGUGUCUGGUCGAUGCUUUUUUUAAUUAACAAAAUGGUGGUCUCUGUAAUCACUUUUUUUUCAAAUUUUUGAAAAAAAAUAAUCGUUAAUAAUUUAUCGAAAUUAUAAAAAUACUAGGCAAUUGUUUUUCAUGUUUUCAAAAAUCUGUUUAAAGUUCAUUGAAAUCUACCGUGCGGUUUUCGAGCUACAGUAGUCUAAAAUUCAAAAACCAUAGUUUUGAAAAACGCAUUUGAAGGUUUACACGAACGUUACAGACCAUUCAAUGCACCUUUUCUAUUUAUCGAGUAAUUCGAAAAUUAUUUGUCGGAUCUACACAGAGAAUAUUUCUAAGUUGCUACACUUUAAGGCGUUAUAUACAGUUAGAAGCGAAAAAAGCGAAUUUUCCAGAAUUUUUUCUGACAAAACUUUUAAUUUGAUUGAUCCAAAAAUUUUUACACUUAUUAUGGCAUCUUUUAACUGUAUUUUAAGACUUAAUAUUGGUAAAAAUAUUUACUUGGAAACUACUGCUAAUCUCCGGGAACUCCUCUCACAAAAAGAUCUUUUACAGUGACCACUAUAUCUCUGAACUGGAUCCGCUGAAAUUAAAAAACAAAUAACUUCAAAACCAAACAGAUUUCGUUAAAGUAAUGUUAAAUCUAGUAAAGCAAAUCGAAGGAAUAAGAAAAAUUAAAUUUUUUGACAUAAUGAUGGUUCCUAGAACAAAAAAUCGAUAUUUGACCAAAAUUUCGGCCUUUAAUUGUCUAUAAAAACAAAUUUUUUUCGGUGAGAAAAAAUCUUCGUUUGAAUACUAAACAAAUAUAUUUAAGUAGCUCGUGUUAAAACUUGAUCCUAAACGGUUUAGUUAAGCCGUUUACGAGCAAUGUUGGUUGCACCGACUUUGAAAACACGAUUUUGAGAAAAACGCGUUUAAAGUUUGGUCUUAUACCUCCAAGCACUCUGAAACGGCUUAUAAAAUUUGCGUGUAAUUUCAAAAAUAUUCACAGGAGCAAUAUGAAACUUUUUGUGUGUAAUCUAAAAUAUAUUUACAUUAAAAAUAUAAAAUUAAAAAAAAAUCGAUCUUUAGAAAAUUCUAACUGUAUAUAACCCCUUAAGAAAAUGCUAAUUCGAUUUUUUUGAAAAUUCUGACAUCUCCUAACCCCUUUUAUGAGCUGACAAGCCGUUGUUAGAGCAAACUUAUAUUUCUUGCAAUUGAAGUCCGGGAAAAGGCUCUUAUGCACUUAAGGUUUAAAGAAACAAAACAUACAUACUUACAUAUUUAUGUACAUAGUUUUAAAGAAAAGCAUAAAUACAUUUAGUAAUAGGUGCGGCACAUUUCAAGUGUUCCUUAGGUAAACCCUUUUAUCGACAUAGAGGUACCCCAAUUAAAGAUUGCAUUUGAAACUAAAUGUUAACAAAAAAAAUAAGCAUAGUUACUUACUAUGAAGUUGUUGUUCUACCGUAGUCGCAUAGUAGAAAUGCAUUGUAGAAUACAGCAGAAGAAUAACAAACAUGCAUAAUUAUCAUUUUGAAAAUUUUAUAUAUAGAUAUCAAAUUUUAUUCGUUUUUGAAAUGCAAUUAUGUAUUUUAAAAAAUGAUUUUUAAACUUUCUCACAUCAUUUAUACAGUGUUUUAAGAAAAGUAAAUAUAAAAUACAACAUUUUGAAUACAACUCAACAUACAUACAUAUGUAUGUAUGUAGUUUGUAUGUAAUAUAUACGCAUAUAAAUGGUUACAUACAUGAUAAAAGCUCAAUAGGUGCAACAAACACAUAAUUCCAACCUCAUCACAUUAAUAAGAUCUCGUAGCGUGUAGUUAAAAAUAUAUUAUAGCAUAUACAUACGAGUAAUAUAAA